AUGCCUCGGCUCGCACCUGCCGUGUCAGCGCUGGCACGCCAGACCAUGAAGACGGCCUUUGACGAAUUGGAAAGGACUAUCACGCCCGCGGAUGCACGCGACUUUCGAACCACUUCCCUCGAUGCUGUACGGAUGGCAGCCUUGGAACUGGAAAAAAGGAUGGAAGCGAAACAAGCGCUGCGAAACAUGCGCCGCCUGAAACCACUGCUUGAUGGCAUGGAGCACUAUGCAAAAGUCGUUGACAUAUUGUGCAAUGGAACCCCGUUUUUACCGUGGAUAUGGGCGCCCAUCACCCUGAUACUAAGAGUUUCGUCCGAAUACAUCGAAGCCUUCGAAUUAUUGAUGAAAGGGUACGCCAGAAUUGCUUCGAAUCUUGGGAGGUUCGAGAGGCUCAGCUCAGAGUUUCUCACAAAUCAAGACUUUCAACAAACAUUAGCUGUCUACUACGCAGAUAUUCUGCAAUUCCAUAAGCACGCCUAUAUAUUUAUUCGUCGUAGCGGUUGGCGACUUCUUUUCAUUACGUCCUGGGGCCGUUUUCAAAGGCGAUUUGAUAAUCUUCUCGAAGACCUCAAAAGACACGGUGAGUUGAUUGACUCAGAAGCAAACUCCCAUAACAUCGUGGAGGCCGGCCGUAUGCGCACGGAGAUACGACAAUGGAGAGAAGAAAGCCUGGAUCAAGUCAAACGUGACGAAGAGGAGCGAGCUUCCAGUCACUUCAGAUCGGUUCUGUCUUGGCUCAAAAUCGAUGAAUCUGAGCAGCUUUCUAUAUGUGACUCCAUCUUCGACGAAGGCUCAAAAUAUCCUGGUACAUGUUCUUGGGUUACACGCCAUACGAAAAUACGGUUGUGGCUCCAACAGCAGCAAACCAAUCCAGUCGUUUGGUUGCAAGGCAAUCCUGGCACGGGCAAGAGUGUUGCCUCCGGCCAGAUCGUAAAAUUCAUUGACAAUAACGGUCACGCCCUGGUGUUGCGACACUUUUGCACAUACUCGCACGCGGCUUCCACUAAGUACGAUAACAUUGUGAAGUCUUUACUGACGCAGCUCAUUCGUAAGAAUGGGGAACUUGUCGCGCAUGUCUACCAAGAGUGUAUUCUGAGUAAGAAAGCUCCAACCAUCACGCUCUUGGAACAGCUUGUAGGGGCACUCUGCGCGAGCACAACCGAUGAACCUGGCAAGAUGCGAUAUAUAUGGAUAGUUCUGGAUGGUCUGGAUGAGUGCGAGCAGAGUAAGCAGUCUCGUCUGCUCACUUUGAUGAAUCAAAUCACGUCAAGAUCGGCUUCCGAAGGGAACACAGUAUGCAAAGUACUCAUAUCGAGCAGACCGUCGUCAGCGAUCAACAAAUAUCUCCGGAGGAAGCAAGUCGUUUCACUCUCCGACGAAGCGACGCAGCUAUACAAGUCUAUCCAGCUGUAUGCAUCGCAAAGGCUCCUGUCCGCGAUUAAACGGCUCCGACAAUUGGAAAUUGAACACGAAGACAUCAGCGAACUGGCCAACAAUGUCGCGACCAAAGCCCAUGGGAUGUUCCUAUAUGCAAGAUUGGUCCUUGACUACGUCACAUCGAACAUCUUCUACAACCCAGACGAAAUCCGAGAUUCCAUCAACCGACUGCCUCCGAGUUUGACUGAAUUCUACCAGACUAUACUGGCUCAGAUGAUCAAGGGCUUGGAUGCGCGCUCAGUGGAUCGAGUUAAAACUAUUCUAAGUUGGGUGUCAUUUGCGAAACGACCACUGAAGAAGUUGGAAUUGCUUUCGGCGGUAACAGUAGGUCAAGGCAAUCCAGAGGUUGAUCGCCUUGUCCCAUCGUACAUCCUGGACAUCUGCGGACCACUCAUGGAGGAAAGACGCGACUCGACCUUUGCAUUUAUACAUGUCUCUGUAAAAGAAUUCCUCUUGUCCGCUCAAGGCCUCCUCUCGGUUUCCGAGCGUACCGCGAUACGAGAACACGCCACGGCCACGGUUACUGCCCUUUUAGCUGGCAGAAGAAUAUUCAGAGAGGACUUCGACGAGCGUUUACGACUGCUUCAGCUUGUGCGAGGCGUGCAUGGACUCCAUGUUUACGCCACCGAAUUCUGGAUCGAAUAUCUUUUGAGCGAUGCAGCGCUCUCCAAUGGGCCUGAUGUCUCCUCUGACCUGUUCGCGCUAGCGUCGCGCCUGGCGCACGAGCUUAGCGCUGGACGCAUUGAGUCUCUACCCAAAGAGCUUACAGCCCAACCGUCUGACAUUGACGAACGAUUACAACUGUUCCAGGAAUAUCAUCCACUCUAUGAGCAGAUGAAAGCUUCCUUGAAUUCGCGAUCGCGCAAACGUCUUGAAGUCGAAUUGUUCAAACAGCAAGACCCUAGAUCAGUCACUGAUCACUCAAACGCUCUGGACGCCGUAUCGUACAUGCUACAAUCCUAUCAGAAGGCCGUAGAACUGCUCUUGAACGAAGAGUCUCACCCUGGCGUGUCUGCCGAGGAGCUGGAAAACUUCAAGAGCCAGUUCAGAGCUUCGGCGUUCACUUGUCGCCUGCGAUCCUGUCCGAGAGCAACGCUAGGCUUCGAGAACGAUUCUCUGCGACGUGAACACGAGAUGACGCAUGUAGGAGGUCAUCGGUGCUCGGUCGUCAACUGCCAGUACCCUCCUUUCCCGUCGGCAAAAUCUUUGAAAAAUCACACGGAAAACGUUCAUAACCCGGAUCGGGCCCCGAAGUCUAUACGUCACGUCGGACAGCUGAAUGGAUCCAACACGAAUAUGACCAGGUUGAGAAUGGAUCCGUCCCAUCUUACAGGGUCGAAGACGAGGGUAGCAAGUUCGGAGACCCCACUUGGCCCUCUCCCAUCAAAGUCGCCCUUCCAGGAGUUGAAACCUUAG
Molecule: messenger RNA, 2853 nt
Organism: Paraphaeosphaeria sporulosa
Lineage: Eukaryota; Fungi; Ascomycota; Dothideomycetes; Pleosporales; Didymosphaeriaceae
Exons: 8
Coding region: 1-2853 (950 amino acids)
Source: RefSeq, a predicted model, not a curated record